Molecule: messenger RNA, 9053 nt
Organism: Meriones unguiculatus (Mongolian gerbil)
Lineage: Eukaryota; Metazoa; Chordata; Mammalia; Rodentia; Muridae
Gene: Ssr1
Product: signal sequence receptor subunit 1
Exons: 8
Coding region: 100-960 (286 amino acids)
Cellular component (GO): endoplasmic reticulum membrane; endoplasmic reticulum
Source: RefSeq, a predicted model, not a curated record
CCCGCCCCUCGUGCGGGGCCCGGAUGAAGAGUAACGCCAUUACCGCCGGAGCUGCCGAGAACCCUAGCGGACGCACACUGGACGCUGACCGGCCUCGCCAUGAGACUCCUCCCCCGCCUGCUGCUGCUGUUCCUGCUUGCCUUCCCGGCCGCCGUGCUGCUCCGCGGUGGUCCCGGAGGGUCAUUAGCUGUGGCUCAAGAUCUUACAGAAGAUGAAGAAACAGUGGAAGAUUCAAUAAUUGAAGAUGAAGAUGAUGAAGCUGAAGUAGAGGAAGAUGAACCCACAGAUUUGGCAGAAGAUAAAGAAGAAGAAGAUGUAUCUGGUGAACCAGAAGCUUCACCAAGUGCAGACACAACUAUCUUAUUUGUAAAAGGAGAAGAUUUUCCAGCAAACAACAUCGUGAAGUUCCUGGUAGGCUUUACAAACAAGGGGACAGAAGAUUUUAUUGUUGAAUCGCUAGAUGCCUCGUUCCGUUAUCCUCAGGACUACCAGUUUUACAUCCAGAAUUUCACAGCUCUUCCUCUGAACACGAUAGUGCCACCGCAGAGACAAGCAACUUUUGAGUAUUCCUUCAUCCCUGCAGAGCCCAUGGGGGGACGGCCCUUUGGUCUAGUCAUCAAUCUGAACUACAAAGAUUUGAAUGGCAAUGUAUUCCAAGAUGCUGUCUUCAAUCAGACAGUCACUGUUAUAGAAAGAGAGGACGGGUUAGAUGGCGAAACAAUUUUUAUGUAUCUGUUCCUUGCUGGCCUUGGGCUUCUCGUUGUUGUUGGCCUUCAUCAACUCCUAGAAUCCAGAAAGCGGAAGAGACCUAUACAGAAAGUAGAAAUGGGUACAUCAAGUCAAAAUGAUGUUGACAUGAGCUGGAUUCCCCAGGAAACUUUGAAUCAGAUCAAUAAAGCUUCUCCAAGGCGGCUGCCCAGGAAGCGGGCACAGAAGAGAUCGGUGGGAUCUGAUGAGUAAAUGUUCUUUGUGCAGCAGUUCAGUCUGUGCUUCCCUGCCCUAAUGUUCUUCGGCCACAUGGCCGUCAGCGCAGAGAAGCCGUACGCCAUAGAAGGCAGCUGCUGCUUAUGUGUGGACUGAGCCGUCUGUGGCGAUAACACUGCUGGAAGGGCACUGCAUUCGUUUUCUAAAGUAACAAAUUUGGGUUUUUUAAACCAUUAAACUGUGUGGCUGUGAAUGUCUGUGAGCAGCUGUCGUACGAGAAUCAUUGUCAAACUACCUGAAACAUGCCUUUAGAAUGCUCAGCAAAACGCUGUUGCCGCUUCUCUUGUGAUACUUUCUGAACUUUGUCCUCAAGCGCAAUUGGUAUUUGUCCAAAGUGUGGUUUUAGGUGUUCUACCAUGAAUUGCUUUGAGGAAAUAAUUUGUUUAUUUCUUGGACUCAAUCAAAUCCAAACUGAUGGCACAAACUGGCCUUUUGCUUGCUGUCUGUCACAGCUGUGUUGUAAAGGCACAGCAGGAGUGGCCGCGCUGUGAGCAGAGGCAUGUGGGGUAUUGGCUGCUCUCUACUCUGUGCGCAUCUUCAGGAACCUAACAGUGGAGUCAAGGAAUUUUGGAAUAUCUAACAACAAAAUUGUGAAACCUGACAAUUCUGCUGACAGUAGUAUAGAAAUCCUAAUUCUAUGCUUGGUUUUUGUUUUUAAACAAAAAACUGUAGGUUGUUGUAUUGUCUAUUGUUCUGUGUGACCUGGGAAAGCUCUGGAGUGACCUCCUUUGUUUGCUUGCUUGUUGUCUUUAAGCAGAACAUUUUGUUCUUAGUAGAAAUAAUCUUAAGAAAAAUUGUCAUAGACCAAUGUCAUUACAUUUUAGGGGCAAGCAUACAUUUCAGUUAAUCCUAAUACACAAAAAUUUUAAUUGGAAAUUUUUUAAGUAGUUAAUGAAGUUUAUCUUUUAACCUGAGUUUUUGGAGCUUUUGACCUACUUUUUGUCUUUAUUAAUGUGAAGAUUUCCCAAAAUUCAAGCACUUAAGAUUUCAAGACCAAAAUUAAGUUGGGUUUGAUAAAAAUUCCUUCAGUUACUUUGCCUGAACUAGUGAACCGAGUUUGGCGUUAUUGUCAGACUUACUAGAAAUGAAAUAGUAUUGUGACUGGGUAAGAGGCUCUGCUCUGCUUUUAAGCCAUAAUCCCCAUGUGUUAUAAGAAAAUAGUUAUUUCCGUGGCUCUCUUAUUCCUGGCCUCUUUUCAUUCUUGUUUUCUUGUGGUCCAAUCCCUUCCACAGAUAGCUAAAGGAAAACAACAGAACAAAAUACACACAGAAACAAAACUUCCAAGCUGUUCUACAUGUGAGCCAAAGCCAAUAAUGAUUAAAGGUCUUCUGUAAUUGUUAAUCACUCAUCCAAAAGGGGCUGAAAUGUCAAAUUGCCUGUAUUUGCAUUGCUGAACUGUAAAUCUUUAUUGCCUGUAAUAUAAUUUGUGUGGGUUUUUAAUUGAGCUAUAUAAUCAGUUUAUUUUGAAAAGGUUCUUUGAGGCCUGCGGAACUGUGUGGUUUUUGACUGAAUGUAAUAUAGGAGACCUUUCUCAUUCUCAAGAAACAUUUUCCAGAACCUGUGACGAUCUCAGUUUGCUAAGUUACUGUAACAUGUUACAGUGAGGUGUGAGUAAUUAAAACCUUUAAAUGGCCUAUAGAGUUUGACUAAACACCUGAUAAAACAUGGGCAGUUGCAGAAACCACACUUACAGCUACCACUUUCUCCUCCCUAAGUAAGCCUUUAUUACCAGCUCUUUCGUUCCUGGGGCCCAGAUUAGAGCCUCAGGGGUAUAGAACGUAUUACUUUUAGUGUAGACUGGGGGACCGUUGAGAACUUGAGUCCUCAGGCGCCAGGCGUCUGCUGUAGCAUCAGUAGGUAUUUAGCAGAAACUAACUCCAUAAUGAAUGGAAUUUAAUUCCACACAUGGUUUGUUCAAGCACACUUAUAAGUAGUCUACUUUUAAAUGUCUUUUAAAAAUGUAAAUAUUUGGAUGAAGCUUUUCUUUGUUUCAAUAUAGUCAUUUGCAUCAUCAACCUUGGUUUCAGAAUUUAUCUUUUGGACAAGUUGGUUUCAGAAUCUGUUAAAUGGAUUUAAGGAUCGUGUGUAUCAAACUCUGUCACCUAGACAUUUGAGAACAAUGUGUCAUAAAGCAUGGAUCUCUGAUUGUAUAGCUUCAUCAUUUGGAUCAUGUACUGCAGUUAGGGACUUUGGAACUGACAACUGUCCACUGAAACUUUGCCAAAGAGUUUGGAAAGGAGAAGUGAGACUGUGUGUGACAGCUGAGGGGAAAGAAUCAGGUAGAAAUGAGAAGUAACAGUGACGUCAGAAAACAGAACUUUGAUGGGAAGGAAAGGGCUACUGUCCUUAGAGUGUGACCAGCUUAUCAGCCUGGAAUUGUUAAGGAGAGCUGAGGGGUAGAACAUUGAGACAGUCAUGCAACAUGGUAUAGGAGAGGGUGUUACAUGCAGGAAUGCGCAGCAUUCAUCUCGUGUACCUACUCUUGGUAUAAAGGAAAAUGUGCUUGGUAGUAUAUUUGAGUCAUGAAUUUUGUCUGUUUUUAAAUGGGUCUUAACAGCCAUGCUCAGGGUGGUCUUCAAUUCCUUCAGUAUGGGAUGAAACAAUUUCAUUAACUCAACAAUAUAUAUGCUCUCAGCAAGAUUUGAGAAGACUAGACCCUUGAUUUUUCUUUGAGUUCCAAAAUUGUUUGUUAGCUUGAAUUAAGACUAUUUCUAGGUAGAGCUGAAGUAACCUAUUCAGUGUUGGAUGGCAUUUACAGCCAUAGUACUAGGCAGUAACUUGGUCCAUUUUUUUCUUUUGGUUUUUGUUUCUUCCAAGACAGGGUUUCUCUUUAACCGUGGCUGUCCUGGAUUGGCUUUGUAGACCAGGCUGGUCUUGAACUUACAGAAAUCUGCCUGCCUCUGCCUCCCCAAGUACUGGGGUUAUAGGCAUGUGCCACCCACCGUACCCGGUGGUCUGAAUUUCUUAAAUAAAUUUACCCUUACUCAGCUUAUGGAAGAGCAACCUAACCGUCACUUUGUUAGCAGUAUGUAUGUGAUGUUAGGUUUCAUGGCUGUGCUAAUCCAUCCCAGAGAAAAUUGCCUCUGCAGAGUACUUUCUAAGGCUGGACAGGACUUAGCAGUUUCCUGCAGAUUAGAUAACUAAGCAAUAGUUGCUUCAGGGUGUUAAUCUUGUUCAUAUUUGCAUGAUUCUGUUCAUUUUCUAUUUACACAAAACCUAGACGUGUGACUGUCUCUGAAGUUCUGGGGGUCUUUUCUAGAUCUUGGCAUUGUGGCGGCACACUGAGGCUGCUUCCCUGUAGCUGUCUUGGUAAGAAAGUGGGAAGGGGGGCUUGUUUAUCAGACAGGAGUCAUGAGCUGUGUUCUGUUGGGCCCCCCUGUUGAUGAACCUUGCAGCAGCUCACAACAGGGCAGGUGCAUUGCUCUUUCUUUGCACGUGGAAAGAGUCACUGAAUUGAAGUGACUUAGAGGCUCUGUUAAAUAUGCUUCAGAGAUUUUUUUUUUUCCAACUCUAUAGUGUUCUUUCCUUUGACUCCAUAUAGCAUCUCAGAAGUCUUAUAAAACCAAGCAUUUGGGCAGCUUACAAAUACUCAUUUUCUGGAAUCCAGCAGUUAGAAGGUUGAAGUAGUCUUGGUACUGAAUAUACAGAUGUGCUUGUACCGUGUACACAUUAAACACACUUGCCACUUAAUUCAUAGGCACUCUGUACUUGGCUUGUAGUGUGUGUGUGUAGAAUUACUUGAACUGGAGAUUUAAUUUUCAUAAUUUUGUUAAUGACAGUACCACAUUUAAUCUUCAUUAAUAUGCUUUAUAUGUCUCCCUAGUAAACGGUCAUGUUCUUUAAAAACAUCUGUCAGUGUGUGGUGGUGCAUGCCUGUUAAUCCCAGCACUCGGGAGGCUGAGGUAGAAGGAUCAUAGAAAGGCCAGCCUGGCUAAUUUGUAAGUCUGUUUUUAAAAAACAAAAACUAUGUUUGGAUUGUUUGAUUGGUUUUGUUUGUUUUGGCUGAAAUACCCAUAUUCAUGUUAGAGAUGGACUAUCUGCUUGUAUUACACAGGCAGGUUUGGACAGGUCUGGGUUAUAAGACUUCUGAGAUAAUUUCUAUUUAGUUUGGAUUUUCUUUAGGCACAGUAAGACAUCAUGAAGAAAACCCAGUAUACCUGGAAAGUGCAAAGGAUAGCUCUGUGGGUAGUUUGUGCUUGUUUUUUUCCUUGGCUUUUCCAUGUGUAGACUUGUGUAGGUGCCUGGGACAGUCUGUCUCCCUAUGAGCAUAUCUCCCUCUGCUGGGCUGUCCGCCUGAGUUUGUGAACUCAGUCUCUAGCCCACAGUUAGGUGGAAACCUGUGACUGCCUAUAAAGAAGCAACAGGGCAAAGGCGGCAGGUAAAUCCCCGAGCUUGAGGUCUCUAGGUCAGCCGGAACUACAUAGCGAGACCCUGUCUCAGGAAAAACGGCAACAAAGACUGGGAACAUAGCUCCAGUGACAAUGGCCUUGCAGGCAUGAGGACUUGGGGUUGCUCUCCAGAACACACGUGAAAGUGCCAGCUGUGGUGUCAUGUGCUGGGGAAGUAAAGGAACAAAAGGCCCCCUGGGGCUUGCUGGCCAGCCCUGUCUCAAAGGUGAUACCCAAGGUUGUCUUCUGGCUUCCACACACCCUCCUCACUCGCCAUUUUGCCAGGUGACUGUCGUGGUUCAUAAAGACUUUGGUGGGGUAGGAGAGAGGUCUCUGGUUAAGAACUUACUGCUCUUGCACCCAUACUGGGUGACUCAGAACUGUACCUAUACACAGACAUAUGCAAGGUUAAAAAAGAAAUAAUUCCUUAUAAAAUAAAUAUUCCUAGUGAGGAACUCAUUAGCCAUGAAGCUGAAUGAAGAGGCAGUACAAUGUGAUGUGCCCGCUUGGAAACUAGAAGACACCUGGGUCUUAAGUGUGGCCACUAGCCAAAGGUUAUCCAAUCUCUGGUCCUUCAUAAGCGGAGCGAAACUUGAAAUACUGCUUUUUAAUUGUUUGGUUCUAUUAACAAACCUGUAGUCAGUACAGCAGUAUCAAAUGGUUUUUCAAAAUAGCUGUUUACUUAGAAAGGGGGUUGGGGAGUCACCUUCUAUCAGUAGGGUUUGGAUCCCUGUGUCUCAUAGGCAACUUUGGUUUCCUUUCUAACAGGUUUCUGCCUGCCCUCAGGGUGGUUAGGUGUUUCUGGAGUCAAAGGCUUACAGUGUGCUUUGUACACAAUCAGCAGUGGCUGAUGGUUCGUCCUGUGAGCGUGUGGUGCUGUCGUACUACCCAGGGAGCACAGGGAAGCGGUACAGUGGACUCUGACCUCGAUGUGAAGUAAUACUCUACCAGGGCUCUAGACCAUUGAACCUGCUCUCCAGCCCCCGAGACAGUUCUUAAUACACUUGCUGCCUUCCCUGAGGGAGAUUGAAAGCAUUCAGCUCCUGCUACAUAUGAGGUCAGGAUUCCAUCCCCUUGAAUCUCCUGAGCAGCUUGUUAAGAGUUGCGUGUGUUUAAGGCGCUCCUGCAUUUAGACCUUUUCCUGACCAUUAUAUGUUCUUUCCCUGAUCAACUCAAACUGAUGCUUGUCUGUCCAACCUCCAAGCCAGGAGCUGUAGUGCAAGGAAUGAGAGCUGGAGCAAGGCUUCAGCCGGCUUUGCUUGAAGUUGAGGCUGCUGCAGGUGCCACAGAGUCUGAAGGUCACUGUAGUGUCAGCAUGAGGACAUUCUUGUAGUUUACCCAAAGCACACACUUGCUUUAUACUGAAACCUUACCUAGAAGUCUUUGCAUCUCAGAUGCCACAGAGAAGAGUGACCCAGUGGUCACCCUGCUGCUUUUUACACAUGGUCUUUUGGCCUAGGUAGGGUUUUAAGGGAUAGUACUGACCAAGCACUUGUCCCAUCCAACACCGAGACUACCUGGCUGACAGCAAGCCACAUAAAACAUUUAGCUGCUGACCCUGUGGCUGAACCCCUUCCUCUCCCACCAUCCUCUCCAUCUCUGGCUCUUCAUACUUCUUGAAAGCCAGGUCUGAAAGCCUGCAGUUGCUUCUGCUUCUUUUAGGUCUGUGUUGUCUCCUUUGCGUUGCUGGCUGCCUUGCCUUCCAAUUGAGGCUUGCAGUCUCAAUUUCCUUCUUAGUCCUGCUGGACAAAGCCUGCUCUUCUAGGAUCUUUGCCCACCCCACAUGCCCAGAGCACUGGCACUCAGUUUCCUGGCCUCCAACAGCCCUAAGUCUACUUUCCAGUCUAGGACCAUGCUGUUGGGAUGCUGGCUGGCUUAGGAGCUUUGUCGUUUCUCACCACAAUUUCAUGUUGUUGUUGUUGUUUGCUUCAGUCCUGGGUUUUCUGAUGUACAUUAUUUCCUUCAGGGCCAUUCUAACUGCCAGAGACACAUUAUUUGUCCUUUUUCCCAGGCCAAUAACUUGUUUCCUCUCUUUGGUGGCCCUCCUUCCAACUGUGUCACCUUUUAGCAGCAUGACUCCCUUUUAUCAUCCAGCCUUAAUAUUUUAAUGAAUAACAGCUAAUCCUAGCUCUUUGUGAAGUAACAUUAGAUUUCGGUUCUCUGUGCUUCUGAGAUGUCUCUGAAUCAAAACAUUACUUUUUCUAUUGCUCCAUUUCUUUAGGAGGCUUGGAUCUGCUCUGUUUGCGCUUCUACACUUGCAGUUUCCCACAGUGUGGCUUAGGCAGACCCAUUUAAGAAGCUUUAUAGUGUGAGGUUCUUCAUGGUGAUGUGUCUGAAGUUGUUCUUUGGGUAUCUUCUGUGUCUAUUCAGUGACAGUAGGAGUAAUGAACCCGUAAUUCUCAAGCAGCUUUGGUUAUGCAUUCCUCAUGAGUAUCAAGACUGUGUGAAGUCUGGUGAGCCCAAGACAUAAAGGUACCUACUUCUCUCCCUGCUUCUGUUUCCAAGGUGUAUAUCCUACUGUUACAACCAAUUGGGAAAGCACCUCUACAAUAGGAAAGCGUUCCCAAGUACCAGCCCAUGUCAAAGGUUGGUUUGAGAGGUGAGACACACGAAGUUAUCUAAAAUACUAAACAGAACAAAGAGGAAAAACUAGUUCAGGCAUAGUGGCUCAUAAUCUGGGAGGCAGGGGUAGGUGGAUUUCUUGAGAGAUCAAGGCCAGCCUGGUCAAUGUAUCAAGAUCCUGUCUAAAAAGGAAUUACAAAUUUGAUCAUAAUUUUCCUUAGAAUGUUUUAUGUUUUUUAAAGGUAAGAUACUCAUUACAUAGAAAAAUGUUGCCAUUUCAGUUAACAGUCUGUUGUAGAAUCAAGGGGACUAAUGAGUUUCAUACUAAGCCUGAUAAUGUAGGCCCAGCAACUCAGGAGGCUGAGGCAGGAGCAUUGUGACUUCUAGGCGUGCUUGGGCUGUAGGUGGAUUUCAAGGCCAGCCUAGGCAGUGUAAAUGAGACCUUGUCUGAAAAGAGCCGAAGAUGCAGCGUAGUGGUAGAGAGCUUGUUUAGGGUGUAUGAGGCCCGGCGUUCCAUCCCAGCACUGCAUGUACUCAUGCACCCCCCACACACACAUGCACACAUUUCAUAUGUGCUUUGGGGCUUGUUGACUUUGCAGAUCGCGGUCAUAAAAGACAUGAGGGUCCCGAGACCUUUCCUCCUUCCAUUCCCACAUAUUAAGAGUUUGGGUUUCCAAUAGUCAGACACACCACAAACCAGCCAGGUAAACAUUCUUUCAUUAGGCUAGCCCACUGAGGCAGUAGCACCUAGGUUUCUCUCCAGGCUCCAGUCUGGGCAGUCACACUGUGUUCCUCACAGAAAGGUCACCUGACUGGAGGCUGCAGACUUGAAGAAUAUAGCUUUAUAACUAAUGACUUCAGCCUCUUCUGUGAAAGAAAAACAUGCUCUGAAGAGUGAGAAAAAACAAGAUCUAUAAGAACCAGUAUUUUUUUUUUAAUGUUUUCUUUUAAAUGCUUGGGAUAGUAUUCAAUUUCAGAUAAAUCUUUCUAUGCUGAAUCUGAGAGACAUCAAAAUGCUGACGCAGUCUUUUUAACGAGGGUGGUGAAUUUUUCUUUUUAAAAUGUUUGUAAAGUGCUUAUAUUUUAUAAUGAAAGCAAUAAAUAUGAAUGUUGAAUUUA